This is a messenger RNA of Zymoseptoria tritici IPO323, 786 nucleotides long. RefSeq lists its product as uncharacterized. Gene Ontology annotation, molecular function: oxidoreductase activity, acting on the CH-OH group of donors, NAD or NADP as acceptor. The coding region runs from base 1 to 786 and encodes 261 amino acids. The record is from RefSeq and is a predicted model, not a curated record. Lineage: Eukaryota; Fungi; Ascomycota; Dothideomycetes; Mycosphaerellales; Mycosphaerellaceae. The transcript has 2 exons.
AUGGGUUCAAUUCAGCAGAUGUUCAGCCUCGAAGGCAAGACUGCCCUCGUUACGGGCGGAACGAGAGGAAUCGGACAAUCAAUGGCCAUUGCCCUCGCAGAAGCAGGAGCAGACAUCCUACUCGUGCAACGCGACGAUUCAAAUCAAUCCACGAAACAAGCCAUCGAAAAGCUGAACCGAAAAGUCCAAAUCUACACCGCCGACCUGGCCUCCGCCUCCUCCAUGUCCUCUCUCCUUCCCAAAGUCCUCGCCGACGGCCAUCAAGUCCAUAUCCUGCUCAACUGCGGCGGCAUACAAAAACGACAUCCAGCCGAACAAUUCCCCGACGACGACUGGAACGCCGUGCUGCAAGUCAACCUCAACGCCGUCUUCACCCUCUCCCGCGACGUCGGCGCUCACAUGCUAUCCCGGGACGCCGACGAGUUCGGCCGGAGAGGAAGUAUCAUCAACAUCUGCAGUCUACUGUCCUUCCAAGGCGGCAUCAAUGUUCCCGCCUACGCAGCGAGCAAAGGCGGCGUCUCGCAACUGACCAAGGCGCUGUCAAAUCAAUGGGCGGCCAAGGGCAUCAGCGUCAACGGUAUUGCUCCGGGGUACAUCGCAACGGAUAUGAAUGAGGCGUUGAUCGCGGACGAGAAGCGAGCGCAGUCGAUCUUGGAGAGGAUUCCGGCCGGAAGAUGGGGCAGUCCAGAUGACUUCAAGGGGAGCGUGGUGUUUCUGGCGAGUCGGGCGAGUGCGUAUGUUAGUGGCGAGAUCUUGACGGUGGACGGUGGGUGGAUGGGAAGGUAG